This is a messenger RNA of Podarcis lilfordi (Lilford's wall lizard), 43207 nucleotides long. NCBI's taxonomy places the organism in Eukaryota, Metazoa, Chordata, Lepidosauria, Squamata, Lacertidae. The record is from the annotation of a GenBank genome assembly.
GGAGGAGGAGGAGGCGGAGGCGGCCGCCGGUCGGCGAGGCGAUGGCGUCGUACAUGGGCAGCCGGACCCUCAGCAAGGACGACGUGAACUACCGGCUUCACUUCCGCAUGAUCAACGAGCAGCAAGUGGAGGACAUCACGCUGGAGUUCUUCUACCGGCCGCACACCAUCACCCUGCUCAGCUUCACCAUCCUCAGCCUCAUGGCCUUCGCCUUCACCAGGUGGGAGAAAAGGGUUGGCGGGCGGGCAGCGCUGUGGGGAGCCGUGUUGCCCCGAGAGGAGAAGCUCGCUUGGGGGAGGAGAAGAAGAAGAGGAGAAGCCCCCCUGGGACAAAGUAGGGGCUGCGGUGGGUGGGGAUGGCGACGGUCAGCCCUGCUGAGGCGGAGAAGGGCUUGGUCCGGUUCACCACCCGAAUGAGGAAAUCUCUCACGAGUCCUUAUGUUCCUCCAGGGAAGAAAGAUGGGCUGCGGGCGCCAUCGGUUCUUCCUAUGCACGUUUACCGAGAUGUAAGUUCCACGAAAAACCCUCAAAAAAUUAGGCAAGCCCCCCCCCCCUUUAUCUGAGAAAACACAGAAUUGCAAAAAAGUACCCUUUUUCUGAUGAAUUUGCAAACGUGUCAAAAUCAGUGGAAGCAGCAGAAAUUCGUUUUCCUUAUUCUCCCGGUGUUUAUUUGCUUACUUAUUCCCCCCAUCGAUCAACAGUAAUGGAUCCUGAAAGGUAUUUAAAUAGGUAGCAUAUUCAUUCAUAAAUGUAAAUUCGUUCAUUUCCCCAGAUGCAUCAACCCAAUUGAUGGAUUCAAAAAGGUAUGGAAGAUGAAUUUGUUUAUAAAAAAGAAUUCAUUCAUUGGUUUCCCCAGUAUACCCAAUGAUCAACAACCAGCCAAUCAAAUUGAACAAAAUACAAAUUGACACCCCCCCCAGUAAACUCAGUUGAUGUAAUCCUUAACAGAAUAAAAAUGAAAACUUUAAUUCCUGCUAGCGUAAUAUAUUCCUAUGUAUAGAAUCAGCGUUACCAGUUGCAGACUUCAAUGAAAUCCCUAAUCCCUAAAAGUAAAGCUUUUUAUGUAUACAGUUAACUUGUUUGCAGUUUUUAUUUAUAUUUAUUUGUAUUUAUUUAUCUUUAUAAGCCAGCGAGCUUGAGCAACAAAUGCUAUUCAGAACAACAGCCAGCACCAAAAGAUCUGCACACCAAAUGACCAGAACACACACAACAUAAUUGGGCAACCCCGGUCCACAGAAUUUAUCCCAACAAAGCACUAUAAACCACCUCCAAUAAUGCUAAAACUAAGGCAUCUGAAUGCAAUUAUGAAUUAGGAUGCAGAAAUCCUGCUAAUGGUCCACUGCAUGAAGCAUGUUAAAAUCAAAUUAAGGGCCCAUCAAUAAGUCCUAUGUAUAGAAGACCAAGAAACCCCGGCACAACGAGUCUCUGCAGACAAAGCUGGGAAGGCAAACAUAGAAAACUAAUGUGUUCCUAUGCCUUGCUGUUGGGCUCUUCUAAGCACUAAGGAAGGAAAGCAAGGAAGCUUACAGGCCAAAGCAGCUGAUUCACGUUCCAACACUUUCCAUGGGGUGCGAGCUCUUCAGCGACAAUGUAGCACAUGUGGAGAUGCCACUGCAAAGAGGAGGGAGGCUGAGGAAAUCAAUGCUGGUUAGAGGGGCAUUACUUGUGGACCCAUUGGGGUAACUGUGGUCCCUGGGGGUCUGCAGCCCACAGGUUGGGAACCAUGGCUCUAGUAGACUAGGCAAGAAAGGCCUGAGAGUGAAAUAUGUGGAGCAGAAUCAGAAUGCCAAGCUAGGCAUAAGAAAAAUCCUUCUAACUGGCCAGCUAUCUAGAAGUUCAUUUAGAUUCAUACGUUGUUGGACAUGGUAAUUUAAUGUAUGCUCCCUUUAUGUAACUUUGCAAAUAUGCUGGGAUAGGUUUAGUAAACAGAGAACCUUCUGAAGUUUUCAUUCCCCACCCUGUUCUUGUCAAAGCAUGCUUCUAGCAAUUACUUCCCUCUCAAAUUCAUAAAGCUACUCAUGGGAAAGAGGUUUGUUUUUUAAGUAUCUUACAGCACUAGCUGGCAGGUGUUUUGAAUUGUUUCCCUAGGGCAAAGUACAUCUGAUACACUUCUUACAAAAGUAUUGGUCACUUCCUGAGCUGUCGGGCUUUCUGGAUAAUUUAUAACUCUUCAUUUAUUUAAUUUGAGGUGGUUUUAGGGCCCUUUCAAUUUCACAAAGUUCCUACAUGGAGUUGCCUUUCAUAUUAGAAUUAGUGUCAAACUGCAGCAUGUAGACCAUAGCACAUAAGAGUUUUCCAUCUCUUUAUGUAGCUUUGUGUGCCAGUGGAUCGCUGUCACCAAUCACAGUUUCAUACUAUACAUAAUGCAGUGAAAAAGCCAUGAAUGCAUGUGAUCUGUGCGUACACCUUUUGUACUAGUUUCAGGGCUGCUAUACUAUGCUAAAAUGUGAUGAAGUGACUAUAAAUAGUAGGCAUCAGUCUGCAGGAGAGAUGGGAGAUGCUAAUUAAGAACGCUAAUCGAUGUGCAUUGCCCAUAUAGCACCUUUCUGAAAAUAGUUGAGCUGAACUGCUUCAAAAAACGACAACACAGGAGGAUGUAUAGACACAACUUUCAGUGCAUGGUUGUGUUAUGUUGGUGUAGUUCGUUUCAAUGAAGCAUAAGUUUAAGAAGAUGAGUACCUCAUCAGGGUACAUUAUAAGUACCGGUGAUAUACAGAGACUCUUUCCAUGAGUCUGGCUAAGACCAGCAGCUAAUUGGCUCCUCUAGUCCCGGGCUGUGAACCCACAUUUAAAGCACAUUAUCCGCCCCCCCCCCCAAAUCCCGGGGACUGUAGGGUCAUGGGAAUUUGAGGAAUGAACUAGAGUUCCCAGGAUUCUUUGGAAGAAACAAUGUGUUUUAAAUGUAUGUUGUAUAUACAACUCUAGAGUGUCUCAGUCAACUCCACAACUAUUUUAUGUGGCUUUUAUAAAGAGAUGAUACUGUGAGCCCCUCUUCCCUGGCCCGGCUGGGACCAGCUGCAUUUAUUUAAUUAUAAAAACUAUUUAUAUAAUGCUAUAUCAUAAAAAAUAGCAAAGUGUUUACAACAGUAUCUUUACGCAAUAAAACCACGCAAAAAUUUGAAUUUGGAGACAGUCUAUUUACUAUUACAGGAAUAUAUAUUUUCUUAAUUGCCUGCAUAAGCUUGCUGACAUAGAAAACUUCUCAGCAGGCAUUUAAAGGUUAAAAGAGAAGGCACCUGCUGAAGCUCUAUUGGCAGAGGAUUCCACAGGAAUUAGCCGGCUUGGUUAUUGUUGCUGUCAGAUGAAUCUUGCCAACUUGGGGGACCAGUGAUGCUCCUGCAGAUGAUCUCAGUGAUCAAGCUGGAGAUGUAAGGGCUCAGGUUUCUUCCCUCACACAACUACCUCAUUUAUUUGCUUAUUCCUUCCUCUCCCUUGCUGCCCUUUCCCUUUUGAAAUUUCUUUAAAUGCCUGUUGCUUUUCUCUGGGGGGAAAAAUUCAAACCUCCUUCAGAAUGUUGUUGAAGGCAAUUCUAGUGAUAUCCUUUUAUGCAAAUGAACUUUCCAGACCAUCCUCUCUUAGUGGAUUUUCACCUUUCUGGUGAUAAUGUGUGUUUUGAUUUCUUGGAUUUUACUUUAUUGCUGAUGUUUGGAUAUACGGUUCCUAUGUCCUUCAGAGAGACUGUCACGGCUUCGUUGUCACUAGUUGUUAGUGUUAAUAAUAGGGGUGGCCAAUUUUGGUAUGAAUUUUCUGUAUGAAUGAAACUGGGAAAAUAUUUUGCUAUACCUUGAUUAAGUUGGGCAGGGAUCUGGUGGCACAAGAAGUCUGAGUUUCCUACCUAUGCCUAGAAGCAACUGGCUAAAGUGCUGGACUGGGUGGACCAAUGGUAAUACCCUGUAGGACACUUCUUAAAAAUUGUGCCCAGAUCUGCCAGUCGGCCAUCCCUAGAAGCUUAGAUUUAGAUUUGCAAAGGACCAUGGAUGCCAUGUAGUCCAGCCCUCUGCUUAAUGCUGGAUUCAUCUUGCCUUCCCAGAUGGGCAGCUGUCCAGCAUCUGUUUAAACACCUUCUGUGAAGCAGGGCUCAUUACCUCUUGAGCAAGUCUGUUCUGCUGUUGAACUGCUUGUACUUUGAGGGUGUUUUUUGACGUUUUGUCGAAAUCUUGUUUCUCUCCAAUUUCCACCCACUAGUUCUGGUCAUGUGCUUUGGUGCUACAGAGGCCAAUUCUGCUCCAUUGCAACAGGUUUGCCUGAUGUUUAUUGUUCCAACCAUUUCCCUGCCCUGAUGUUUAUUGUUCCAAGCCUGUGCCAUGCACCACGGAAUCCCUGGCAGAGAGGUUGCACGAUUAAGGAACAACCAGAAGCACAAGGGUAUUAGCCAAAGGCAGAGCUAGGAAGCAAAGAUGUUUCCCCUCCUGUGUUUGCCUCAUAAAGCAAAUAUGGAGCAGAGACGAUGACGACAAAUUGCUAACUUACCAGAUGCAUGGUCAUUUUGACAUCUAAUUUGUCUCUAAUUUUGGAGGCUGAGAGUGUCUAGGCUGAUAUUUUAAGCUAAUUUACAUUAUGCAUUGUAAUAGCACAAGACUACCCUUCCAGCCACACCUGUCUUGAUGUGAUGCCAUGACCACAUAUCAAGAUUAUCCUCUGUUUUGAUUCAUCAUCAGUUAUGGAAGUGGAGCAGGGGAGAGUUGUUUUUCUGUAGAUCAAGAUAAUAAUCUAAGCUGAUGAUUUGGCAUUGAAACAGUUUGAACUGGGUUCCUCCAUGCGUUUCCCCAUCUUCCUAAAUUGCCUCAUGUCCAGGUUUUUUGGUAAGCCUGAAGUUCCUGUUUCACCCUCUCCUCUGCUUCUGUGGCCCUAGUGCAUAUGUCGCUGAACUGCUACACCCAUCAUCUCUAACUGUUGGCUUUCUUGCUUCCCGGUUGGAGUGUCCUGAGGCUGCUUUCUUUUAAAACAAAGCAUUAGGGAAAUGUUAACCAACACCUGCGUGUAAUGCUAGGUUGGCCCUGCAUCACCUUUUCCACCUCAGAUUACUUACAUUGGGUGCUAAACAAGGACGUGACAGAGUGAGUGUGUUAGCAGAAAUUCAGAGAAGUGUUCUUAAGAUGAAUGCCGCCAUGGUCAUGACCUCUUUUUUAAAAAAUACUUUAAAAUCUUGCCUCUGUCUUAUGCACGUUGCUUCAAAGAGCUUAAAUAUGUGUCAUUGUUCUAUCUCUUAAUGUAGCUGAGAACCCGUAUCCCUUGGUUACUAUUAAAAGCAUUUGGCCUUCAUUUCUUUGAGAAUUUUCAUGGUGAAAAUAAGUGCUAAUGUUAAUAACAGUAAUAGUUUUGCUUUCUUUGAAACCCUCUAUAUUCUUCCUUUAUCACAGCUUGAGGUGGUUUGCAAAAUCAUAGAACAACUAUAAAGCAAAGCCAAACCUAGUGGGGAAAAUAUAACAACAGAAGGGAAAAAAAUCGAAAUAGAUUAAAUCUACAGGUUGAAAGCAAUCGUCUUCUAUUUUUCCUUCUUUCAAGGUGUGAAACACAGAUGAGAAAAGUUUUUUAUUUUUAUUUAAAUAGAAAGCACUGGAAUUCACUGUCAUAGAAGAUGGCAUUUGGAGCGCAGUUCUUUCUGAAUAAGUGUGUGAGAGCUCAUAAAGAUAGUCCCCAUUUUUGUUAUUUAUAAAAAGAAAUUUUAUAUCUUGUAUACUGAUUUAAUGCAAAGCUGGGGUUGCUUGGAGCCACAAUACUUUUCUAUAGAGAAGAGCUAGGGAAGAAUGUAAAUUCAAGUGCGGGAUUGCCCUUGCCUAACUCAGUGGUAAGUCUUCUUGGCACAUAUGAUGCAAAUAGUCCAAAACAUUAUGGGGGUUGUUUAUUUUACAAAUUUAUGAACUGCCCCAUAGCCUACAAACACUGAAGCGGAGUGCAACAAGAUGAAAAUAAUACACACACAAAAUUUAAAAACCAAUAAAGCUAUUUCUACAGAUGUACUGUUAAUAUUUCACAAAUGACUGGGUCAUACCUCAGGGAAAGCCUUCUUAUCUGAAAUAACUUUUGGUAGGCACCUGAACAUUAUGACACUUGGGUCUAAUUUCAGCUGGUAAUUGACUCCCGAGGGCUGGAGCUGUGAUACUAAGAGCCCAGUUUCUAGUACAAACUGAGUGCACCUCUGUGGCAUGUCUUAAGUCUCAGAAGUGCCCUGUAUGAGGAACACAGUGACCAGGCAGGAAUACUCCUGGGGCGAGGCAGUCCCUUAGGUAACCUGGUCCCAAGCUGUUUAGGACUUUAAAUGCUAAAAGCAAAACCUUGAAUUGAACCUAGUAGCAUAUUAGCAGCUAGUGCAGCUCCCUCAGCAGAGGUUUUACACAGUGUCAAUGUGGGUUCAGCCCAAGACAGGCGCCACAUAGAGUGCACUGCAGUCCCAUAAUCCUGUCUUGAGGUUACCAGUGCCAAGACCGCAGUGUCCAAACUGUUUUAGUCCAGGAAUAGCCAUAGCUGUCUUAUCAACCAAAGCUGGUGAAAAGCAGGCUUAGCCUAGACAAAGACAUGUCUGGGAGCACCCCCAGGCCGUGUAUCUGUUCUUUCAAAGAAAGUGCAACCCUGUCUAGAACAGGUAACUAACCCUUCUGCUAGACAUAGGAACCUCUUUGCAACAGGGCCUCUGUCUCGCCAAGGUUUAAAUUCAGUUUGCUGAUCCUCAUCCAGCCCUCCUGUGUACCCAGACACUGAUCCAAAAGCUUCCCAGCCAGUCCUGAUUCAGAUGUUACAGAGAAAUGGAGAAAUGUGUUAUCAGUUUACUGGUGACACUUUGAUCUAAAUCUCCCAAUGCUCCCAGCAGCUUCAUAUAGCUGUUAAAUAGCAUUGGGGACAAAAUAGGCCCCAAAGGAACCCCAUAAUACAAAUGCAAGGGUUCUAAAGGGCAUUUCUCCAAUGCUACUCUUGGGAACUGAUCCUUCAGGUAGGAAAGGAAUAGCUGUGAAACAGUGCCCCCACAACUUAAGCCUGCAACAUAUGUGGGGUGGGGGUGAGGAACUGCACCUAGAGCCAAAAUGGUAUAUGGUCAAAAUGCAUUGUGUACAAUGGCAGGUGGGAUUGCCAAAGUCUUUUCCCUAGACGCCCACCCUCUUUAAUUUUGUAAGAUUCCGCCCCCCCAAGCUCAUAAAGCUGAAUGAGCACAAGUCAAAUGUGCAGAAGUUGCGGGCUUGACUCUGUUAGAAAGUGUUUUAUUUUAUGCUUUAUUGCUGUGAACUACUUUGAGCUCAGUUUAGUUGUUGGGAAAGGAGCAUACAAAGAUUAAAUCAAGCCUGCUAUGUUCAGUGGAAUUUACUCGCAGAUAAAUGUGCAUAAAAUUGCAGCCUGAAUCUCCUAUGUUGUUGUUUUAAUUACCAACUUUUUCUUUUUAGGGAUGAUUCAACCCCGGAAGACAAUAUUUGGAAAGGCAUCCUUUGUGUGAUCUUCUUCUUUCUAAUCAUCAGUGUUUUAGCCUUUCCGAAUGGUAAGUAACUCCACAAGUAUUUCUGUGCCGGUUUUUUUCUACAACUCCUUUUGCAGAUAGGAGAGCAAGGUAAACACAAAGGUGCUUGGGGGCUUUGGGAGCAAACUGUUUUAUGGGUACUCUGGUUUAAUAGUCUAUUGUUUGCUCUGAGAAUGGUCCCAGUCUCUCUUAGACUUUCACCUCGAUAAGGGAUGGUCCCUGGAAGAGCAUCUUGUGCAGUGCCAAGCUGCAAAACAAGGCAGUAACAUAUACUCCAGAGUAUACUCUUAAAAAGGAAUGAAAGAUGAGUCUAAUUUCCGUGAGAUACUAGUAGAACAUACGUUGUUGGGCAACCGUGCAAUUGCAGUUAGUAAAUAAAUAAAGUCUUGCGUGCUAGAGUUUUCUUGAUGGACACAGCAUAUGCAGUUUCAGGGUAAAAAAGGCAGCUCCCAUAGAAGAGCCUUUCCCAACCCGGUGCCUGCUGUAUAGCAUGAGCCUCAUAAUUUCAGGGUUGUGGGUUCGAACGCCACGUUGGGCAAAAGAUUCCUGCAGUGCAGGAGGGGUUGGACUAGGUGACCCUUGUGGUCUCUUACAAUUCUACAAUAUGGUUUGGACGGUAACUGCCCUAAUUUAUUUACUGGCUGUGGCUGAUGGAGUCCCAUUUGGAUGACCCCAGUUUAGGGAAAGCUGAGAUAGAGCCUUUUUUGUUGUCUUCUGUUGAUGUGUUUUAGUUAUGUUUAUAUGCUUUAAUUUAUAAAUAUGCAAAUUGCCUCUUGAUACCCUUCCCAAAAAGGGAUGUUCUUGCUUUCUCCCUUCCUGUGCUGUGGGUGCUGCUUUCCUGAAGGAGAGGUGGUAGGAAACAGCAUUCUGGGUGGGAAAGGUGCUUGACAACUUUUUCCCUACUUCCCAGCAAAAGCCAGUUUGGAACAAUAUUUAACAGAAAUAACAUGCAUUUUUACUGCUAUCUUAAAAAGAUUUGCAAUUAGGGCAUUUUACAAUUGAAGCAACUUUGUUCCAUCUAAAGAAAAUGAGUUUAAAAUUUCUAAAUCUUUUGUUCUUAUGAUUAGUCGUGUGAAAUAAUGUGAGCCCUUUCUUUGACCUCUUCAGCAAAGAAAAUGAAUUUUAAAAAGAAAGAGGGGGAAAAGCUACACAUAAGUGCAUGAUAAUCGAGGAGGUGCUCUGAUAUGGGGUGAUUAAAUGCAAAUAAAAUGUGUGAUUGCACACAUGCCUACCUGGAUGUAAGCCUCCUUGCAAAUCCAUAUGCCCUGCUCAAAAUAAAUAUGUUUAGAAUCAGAGCAAAACAAUUGUGUUGUUUCAUUUUCUUGUGUAAUAUGGGGGUAACUCCUUAUGUUGAAUCAGGUCAAUGGUCCAUCUAAAUUAAUAGCAGCAUUUCUCCCAAGAUUUCCAACAGAGUUCCAUUCUGCACCUAUUGGCACUUUAGCUGGAAAUGCCAGGAAUUAAAACUGGGACCAUUUUAUAUGCCAAGCAUGUACACUACUGUUGAGUUGUGGCAACUUCUGAGUUGAAACUGAAGAGGCUCAAGGCAGCUUCCUAUUAGCCUUGAGGCACUAACAGCUUGAUUUUUCAAUGCAUGCUUACUCAGAAGUGAAUCUCACUAUAUUCCAUGAGGACUGCAGCCUGAGAUGUUCUCAUCAGUUUUCCUUUUCUACUGGACAGUGAUUGAUCAGCCCUCGCCCCCAUGCAAAUGUAUCCCUCAAGAUGCCACUUACCGUAUUUUUCAUCCCAUAGGGCGCACCGGCCCAUAGGACGCGCCUAGUUUUUUGGGGGGGAAAUAAAGUAAAUUCCCCCCCUUUAUUUCCCCCCCAAAACCAGGUCGGGGAAUCCAAACCAGGUCGGGGAACAGCGGGAUGGCGGCGCUGCGCCUCCCCGCUGUCCCCCGAGCUUGUGGGGCUGCCCGAUGUCUUCCCGAAGCGCCGGGUGCUCUGCUUCCAGUGCACCCCGUGCUCCGGGAAGCAGGUUGCAGAUGUCUUCCCGAAGCGCCGGGCGCUCUGCUUCCAGCGCGCCCCGCGCUCCAGGAAGCAGGCUGCUAUCCGCAGCCUAGGGAGCCCUGCGGGAACUCCCGCGGGCUCCCCAGACUUGCUGAUAGCUUCCUGAAGCCUGGAGAGCGAGAGGGGUCGGUGCGCACCGACCCCUCUCGCUCUCAAAGCUUCAGCGAAAGCCUGCAUUCGCCCCAUAGGACGCACACAGAUUUCCCCUUCAUUUUUUGGGGGGGGGGAGUGUGUCCUAUAGGGCGAAAAAUACGGUAUUUUAGUGGCAGAAACAAAAAGGGGAGGGGAAUAAUAAAGUAGACACAGCACUGGGGUGGGCAACAAAGGACCCUAAUGGGGAAUGGGGUUGUAAAACACCCCUCCCUGGUUGUUAGAUCAAUCGUUUGGAGAGCAGAGAGGGAAUGAUAACCUGGAUUAGCUGAACUGGGGCAGAGAACACCUGUGCAAAAGUGUGGGGUUGGGCGCACCCCCUUUUGGCCACCUCUGUGUUGGUAUGCAGCCCCAGAAGGUUCUUCAAGUGUAAAUGUGACCUUUGGGCCAAAUAGAGGUUAGCCACCUCUGGACUAGGCUAACUUGCUAUGCAGUUCAUCCCACAAGCAUUGUAUUUUUAAAUUUGAGACCUGGGUUCACAUCAGAAGGUCCAUACUGCAACUGUUAUCCCUGUUUAUCAACUAAAAGAGGGUGGUUUGUACCUAGGUAAACUGCUGAGACAGGAAAGGGAAGUCGCAUCCCAUAAAUCUUGCUUAACUGAAACCCAGUGUUCAGUUUUUCAAUACCUUGCGCCUGCCCCUCUUACUGGAAACAUUAGAGUGAUCUCAUUGUGUCUGGUAUGGGAAUAGAUAGUAGCCGUGGUCAUUAUCUGCAGCAGAUGGUAACUGGCUUUCUUCCAGUAAAAGCAACUGUGUAUAGUAACUGUUUGGUGUGAAUAAAGUUGAUUGCGCUCUCUGACUGAAGCUAUAGCUGAAUUCAGUCCUGGGCAUUUUUGGCAAGAGACAGAAUAUCAGGGAAUGCUUGCACAGGGAGAUGGAGCUGCUCCUAAGAGGACUUGUUCCUGCUCCUCUAAGACUGGCCCAGUUCCCUUGCCCUGAUUGUCAGUACUGCCUUGGUAACCAGGUUACAAGAGAAGCAUUUAGCAGCAGCCAGAAUACCUUCCCAGUGUGGCGCUGUUGCUGGGGGGUUUCAGAGAAGCAUCCACUCCAUCAUCUGAACUGCUGAUUUAUCAAACGAUGUCUGAUACCCUCUAGGAAUAAUUGGGAUUGCACUGGGCUACAUUUUUACACAGAGGGCACUGAGCUAUAAGUUACAAAGCCAGGCACCUGAUAAAUGCAGACAUAAAUAACUCUAAUGCAAAGACUGCAAAGUUGAGCAGAUGUGUGCCUUCGGACACCUCACGUUAAGCUGCUUUGAGCCAUAUAAUCUGGAUUUGUAUUUGAUCUCAGUAGCGUCUCUAAAAGGUAUUGAUUUCAGUGGUGUAGCCGAGAGGAACGAUUUUCCACCCGAAUUCAACCUGUGUGCAUGGCACUUGAUAUCCUUUGUGGUAUCUAAUGACUGGCGUGCUGGAAGUUUUAAGUGGCCUGCCCGGCGUGCCCUUCCUCCAGUUUUGCCAGUCACCUAGUUCCUUUGCUACAUGAAUUCACACUAUUUUCAUUCAAGCUCCUGUGUACCCUAUUUGGAACAAACCACAGAAUAGGAAAACUAGCUUUUUACAAAGUGACUUGAAAGUAAAUCUCAGAAAUGGCGGAGAUAAAAUUUGUGGGCUCAGGACUAAAGUAUUGUUAGUUUUACAGCACAAUCCCAAGCAUAUUUACUCAUAAAUAAGUCUCAUUGUGUUAACAGGGACUUAACUCCUAAGUAAUUGUGUUUAGGUUUGCAGCUUUAAAAUAGUGCAUAUAUUCUGUGAUUGGGCCUCCAGGCUUUCAUGGGGAUCCUAGAUUAGUAACCUGCUUUGAACUGUCUUUAUCACAAUCUUGUGCUACACACAUGCUUGUUCCUGCUCUCCAUUUCUUAGCAGAUUCCAGUAAUCUUAGUUGGUUGGCUGGUUUCCAUAAGUCCCUAAAAUUUGAUAGGUUGAUUAAAGUCGUUGCACUUAGAUUUGUUCUGAGCAGUGGGGUUUUUUGGUAAAAAAGGAGGCACAGGUACUCCAGCCUUGUUACAAGUGUCAUGGGUGCCAGCACAAAAUGGCUGUCAUGGGCAGCAAAACCCAAAAAAGGUGGCAGUACUCCAUGCUGAUGAGUAUGGUUGCAAAAGGAGAACUAGUUCCAAGGCUUGUUAAACAUCUGGAGAUACAAAAAGGGGUUCUCCUUGGACAAGCUUUGAGCAAGAAGUUGUAGAUAGGGGACUCCUUAUUGAGUAACCCAUAGCUUUUGGUUGCUUUCCCUAUGGGAUGAAUUCCUGGUUAGAUUCCAGUUAAGUCCUUCACCACAAGUUUCAAGAUGUUGGAAAUAAUUGCUUUGGAUCCCAAGAUAAGUUAACUCAAGGAAGUUCACAGAAGGAAAGUUUCCUGUCCCCUUUUCUCCCCUGCAAUCAGCUGCAAUCAAGGGAAGCCUCCUUGAACAAUGAGGGAUGAGGGACAGGGUCUGCUGAGAGAGGUCCGAAUUAUCCAGACUAUGCACAGGUCUGCCCAGUUUGGGGCAAUUCUCCCCUCCCCAGCAGCUCCCUGCACCGGGAAGACCAGAAGCUUUCGUUCUUCUCUGCGAACUUCAUUGAAUUAUUGGCUUGGAUCCUAAAAUAAUGGAGCUAAAUGCCCCAGUGUUCCUUAAGCAGCCUCCAUAGUAUAUGUAAAAACAGUUUCCUAGAUACACUCACGUCGGACAAAGAAAUGGAUCUCCCACUGAAAAUGCAGGCAGGCAGGGGCUAGCUCAGUACUUCAUUCCAUGGGUCAAAGUAAAUGUGGGCCACAGCUGGGGGUGCGACGAAUGGGAAGGACGCAGAAUCUGAACAUGGAAAGUAAAUGAAAGGAUGGCAACCCCUGGCCACAUUCCCAACUCUGGAAAUCCUGGCUUUCUUGACAAGGGCCUCUGUAGUGGUGUAUAUAAUGCAUCUCUGCGCAUAGAGUACACAAAGACAUGCAGUGUGUGUAUUUGUGUGUGCUUGUACGCACACAGUCCUCACAAUAUCUCCCUUCCUCCUCAACAGAACCAUCACACUCACAAACAUUUCACUUGUAAACUCAUAAUUUUCAGGCCCGCACAUUCAGUUCUGCCUUUCCCAGUUGCUAAUGUAUCCCAGUUCCCUGAUAUGCCAGCACUAAUGUUCCCACUACCUGGGAAUUCCUGCUGGCAAGCACUGAUCUUCCUGCAGAUCCUCUUCUGCUUUUGGGUAUGAAGUUGGGCACUUACUUUCUAUUACUGUUUUCACAACAUAGAGAGCCUUGUUUUUUGGAUACCAUGGUAAUUUCCACAGUGUCGCCAACAACAAGUUCUUGAGGAUCUGUGUCUUUAUCCAGAUAUUAGUCUCAGUAGUUCCUUUAAUGGCUUUAAAUAGAAAACUUGAUUUGUUGUAAAGCUUGCUCAGGAUUGAUUCUUGGUUGGCAUGGUUGCAUUUCCUUCAGAUUAUGUUUAGAUGACCUGUUGCAAUUCUUUCUGAUCCAUCAGUUUGCUGUUAUUGAAAAACUUUUUUCUCUACAGGGCCUUUCACUCGCCCACACCCUGCAAUAUGGCGUAUGGUUUUUGGUAAGUUGUUUUUAAAGAUGUGCUUUCACGCUAUUCCAGAGCAUCAAAAAAUAGUAAUUCAUUACCUGAAAAUAAUACUGUAUUUUUCCUGCCAUUCUGCUAAAAGUACACAGGGUGACAUACAGCAUAACCACAAAACCAUAUAACUUAAUCAGUGAAAAAGGAAGGAAAAGAACUUGCAAUGUUAACCAGUCCUUAACACUGAAGAAAAAGCCUAAGAGCAGCAAGAACAAAACAUGUUACACAUUAAAACCAGCAGCAGUAGAACUAAGUGGUAUGCAUUAAAUGCCUGUUGCAACAGAAGUGAUUUCAGUUUCUGGUGAAAGAGUGAGCUCAACAAAUAAAUAAUUAGGAAAACAUUCCCGAGUCAAAGAAUCACUACAGAAGAAGGCUCCCAUCUCUAGUGCUUACUCACCAAAUCUCCUGAGAUGGCACAAAGAUCAAGCCCUCUGAUGUUGAUCAGAAUUCCUGUGACUGCAAAUUUAAUUGGUAUUGCAAAGGACACUUGGUCAUGUAAAUUCAAUUUUGACUUAAUUCUAUCUGCAUGCAAAUACACUGGAGUUUUGAAAAGGGAAAUUGAGAAUGGAACAAUGGCGGGAGAGCAAGAUGCAAAUAUUCAUUGGUACCCAAUCACUUCUCCGCUCAUGGGCGGGGUAUAAAUAAUAAAUAAAUCAUCAUCAUCAUCAUGGCAGUUUCUAGUGCUCUCAAGAAUGGGGGCAGGGGUUGGAAGGUACAGCAAGUCUCCCUUCUUGCAGCAUCUUAAUGAACAUUUCACAACCAUGUUAAUAUUUAAUGUAUGGAAAGAUUUGGAGACAGUUCUCAAGUGUUCCAGAAUUGCUUUGGAAAAUGGGACUCGGCCUCCUAAGGCACUGAGCAGUAUUCUCAAAAAUGUCACCCUGUACAACUAUAAUCUGUUGGCAUGUGGAGCAGCUGUAGCUAUUAUGAUUACAGCUGAAUUUCCAACAUGAAUAGUUUGGAUGCCCUUCAAAAACCUACCCAAGGUUGCAUCUGCUUUAUGACUGAUGGAUUAAUAAACCUCUUGGCUGCCACGGGAUGCUUAAAUUCCUCUUUGAGUGUGACCUGUUUAACCAUGACGGUGGGGUUAGAAUGAAGUAACAACUUAUCAAGAACUGCGACAUUCUGGAGGGUUGUGAAUAAACUAUGGUGGAUAAGUUCUAUGAAGAAUCUGGGUUGUCCAAUACUCAUUUGUUUUGCUCCUUUUUCUGUUACAUGUGAAUGCAACAUUUCAUGUACCUCACGAGGGUGGGGGAGAUUUCCAGCGAUAUGGAAUUGUAAUUAUUAUUAUUAUUUAUUAUUUAUACCCCGCCCAUCUGGCUGGGCUUCCCCAGCCACUCUUGUAUGAGAAGAAUCUUCCGGAAGCUGCUUAAUUAUGAAUACUUCAUUCUUAUUCUUUUGUUUUGAUUUUAUUGAUCUAAAUUGUUCCAUUGGCAUUGAUAUAACAUGGUUUGUUUGUGUGAUUUUAGCUAUUGCUCUUCAAACAAACAUUUUGGACAUCUGACUUUGGUUUUCCUACAGGUUUGAGUGUUCUCUAUUUUCUGUUUCUGGCAUUCCUGCUCUUCCUUAACUUUGAGCAGGUGAAAUCCGUGAUGUACUGGCUCGAUCCUAAUCUUCGAUAUGCGACAAGGGAAGCAGACAUCAUGGUGUGUAUUGAUGGUGUUGCAAGAAAAUAUAUUUGUUCCAGAGUGGAUAUAGUGCUACCAUAUUGCUGUGUUAGAAUAGCAUGCAUUAUCCCUUUGAAAAGGGAUAGGAAUUCUCCAAUCCUCUCUGUAAGAAAGUUCAAAUAUCAUGCAAUAGUAUCAUAGUUGGAAGGGACCCCGAAUGUCAUCUAGUCCAAUCCUCUGCAAUGCAAGAAUUUCAACACGUCCCCCAUCCAGUUUGAAACCAUACUGGACUCUGCUUAGCUUUGCAAAUGGGCUAGCAGUUUUAUUGCUUCACCACUAAAAGAUACUGGAUAUGGUUGGGAGGUUGAAGCAUCUUCUCUAACAGGAAGUUUAAAGUUUUGUGGCCUUUUUAGCAGGGAUGAGGCAUAUGAGAGGGUGCAUCUUACAGACAUUUCUUUCUCCUUGCAAAAUGCAUCUCUCUUGGGGAGGAGGAUUUCUCCCCGCUUUCCAAAUUGUGAGAGAGUCGCAAAGAAAUGGCAUAACCUGUCUGCCACGUUUUUGCGCAGUGGUGUGAAUAUUCAUUUAUGAGUCUCUUCACGGCCUUCUUGGCUGCAGCUUGAGUGCAGUUUUUUGUUUGAAAAACAGCCCUUCUUCCUGAGAACAGUGACAUCAAUGUGCAGUCCGUUCGAUUUGGCUGUGUGACUAUGGGUGGUAUUGAGCGAAGUCCUACUCUGACCCAAUUUAGUCAUGUUCAUUAUUUUCAAAGGGUUUACUUUGCAUAAAAUGUAGUUGACUAUCACUCCAAGUCACCGAGGGCAAACAAAACUUGUUCAGACCAAAGGCAGUGUUUCAGCAGUGGGGUAUUUAUAGAUUUUCUGUAUUGCUGCUUGUGUGAAUAAAGCAGAGCAGGUAAAUGCAUGCUUAUUUGUAUAAUUUAUUUAGGUUGCAGAAUUUGCCCCCCUUUUUGGUUAAAGCAUAGAAUAUUCCAUAUCUGGCAGUAAUUAUCCCUAAUGAUGUAGAAAACAGAUUUUUUAUUGUGUUUCAUUCAGUCAUGUACUGUGAUGAGGACCAGUAGAAUAAUAAAAAGAAUUAGGCUGCAAUACUAUUUAGACUUAUCUGGGAGUAAGUCCAGUUGAACUCAGUGGGGAUUAAUUCUGAGUAAACAUGUGCACAUUGUUAGCCAUUCUUGAAGGAUCGGCAUGUCCAUUAUUACAAUCCAGCAUUAUAAAAGCAUGCACUUACCUUUUGUUGGGUUGUGUAUUUUAAUUAAUGGAUAUUUAUGUUUUAAUGCUUGUGCAAUUUGUUUUUAUACUGCAGCCCGCAUAGAAACCUACUUUGUCAUUAAAUGGUAUAUAAACUAAUGAUAAUACAAGGCUAAGCUAUAGCGGACCAUGAGACGAGUAAAUAACAUUCUCUGAUAUUGUAGUCUGCAGUUUUAUUUUUUCCGAAAAUGUUUCCAGAAUAGACUUGUAACUUCUGCUUCUCUCUCUCUCUCUCUCUCUCUCUCUCACACACACACACACACACACACACCUACCUUCCCCUUUCUCCAAAUCAACAACAGGAAUAUGCUGUGAACUGCCAUGUUAUUACUUGGGAGCGAAUCCUCAGCCAUUUUGACAUAUUUGCUUUUGGACAUUUCUGGGGCUGGGCAAUGAAGGCUUUGUUAAUCCGUAGCUAUGGACUGUGCUGGACUAUUAGUAUCACCUGGGAGCUAACCGAGGUAGGUUGCGUCUUCUCAGUGAAGAGUUUUUUAUAUCCUUGGGGUGGGGAAUGACUGAUGUGGCUUUCCUAGCAGUUUGUCCACAUUGCAAACAUAGCACAAGUUUAUUGCCUGCUCCUUAAAUUUGACACACAUGCUAGAUGUGAAGUUUUCCUCUUGCACACAAGUGUCUGGAAUCGCCAAAUCAGAUUUAUUUCAUGUUUAAGUCAGCCUAUCUAAAUAAGUUAUUUACUCAAUUACUUGGAAAUAUACUGGAUGAAUAUAGACUUCUGUAUUACUAUAUAGUAUGUGCAGCUUGUCUCAGUUAUGUUCCCUAAUUUAAAACCAGUAGUGUAGUACUUCCUCCUAUAAUUUCUGUCUCCUGUAAUAUUAAAUCUUCUAGUGAAAAGGCAAUAUUAGCAGCACUGAUUUUACAGUGCAAUCCUAUGCAUGUCUUCUCAGUAAGCUUUUGGAAACACACAGAGGGAAAGUGUAAUAAUGCUUUCUCACCAAGAAGUGCAAACUGAUCUAGAGCCCUCUGAAGCUGUAGGUUGAUAGACUUUGGUCAAAUUCACCUGUCGUAUGAAAAAUAUUUCCUGUAUUUUCAGCACCUGUAACGUCUCUAAAAGUCACAUUCUUAUGUUAAUGAGAUACCUUUGUCUGAAUGAAUUUCUUACCCAGAAUCUUUUUGCUGUAUUCUGUAGCUGUUCUUCAUGCACCUGCUGCCUAAUUUUGCUGAAUGCUGGUGGGAUCAAGUCAUUUUGGACAUCCUGCUAUGUAACGGGGGUGGCAUCUGGUUGGGCAUGGUAGUUUGUCGUUGGUUGGAGAUGAGGACCUAUCACUGGGCAAGCUUCAAGUAGGUCUCAAGUACAAGCAAAUAACCAUUAUAUUAACGAUACUGCAGUAUGAAAACUCUGAAAUAAAAUGUAAUGUUUGGUAGAUUGUGAAUUGUGGAGGUUGUCCCAUUGCAGGCUGCUAAAAUAUAUUCAUGCCGAUAAUUCUGAAUCCCUAAAUUGGAAAUGCUAAAUAUUUACUGGAUUGCGACAAUUUGUAAUACAGGGCUAGCCCAAAUCUAAAACCUCAUGUUAGAUUAAAUUUUGUACCCGGGAAAUCACAAGGCAUGUGGUGCUACAGACCCAGUACUCAGCUACAUUGGCAUAUGCGUUGUACAUGCAUUAUAACACUGUGACACCAGGUGGCGCUGUGGAGUUCCGUUUUUGCCAACCCGAUUCCUCAUACAAAGUUUACAAUGCGUUUAACUGGAAUGCUUCUUUGAUGUGUCUGGAUCCAGCCCCAGUGUAUUAGAGGCAGCAUGCGUCUGCAUAGCACUUGCUGGGGAACAUGUGUGUGGAGAGUGCUGUUGCAUCGCAUAGGCCUCUGGUUGACCACUGUGAAAACAGGAUGCUGGACUAGAUGGGCCUUUGGUCUCAUCCAGCAAGGCUGCUUUCAUGUUCUAUGUUCACUGUCUUGGGUUCCUAAAUUGGUAUCGGUGCUGCAAUUUAUUUUUAAAUCCAUUUCCUUGGCAACGUUGGUGGAUCAUGACAUUAUGAAUGUGUUACAAUGUUAUUUCCAUUAAUAAGCAAGUGGAGAGUCUGUAAUUGUUCAUGGUCCCUUUCACUCACAUUUGAUUUCCAUCAGCCUCUGAUUUUACCUCUCAUGGUGCAAUCCUGUGUACAUUUACCUGGAAAUAAGCCUUACUGAACACAGUGGACGUUACUUCCGAGUAAGCAUUUGUAGGAUUGCAUUGUUACUCGUGUAACCAAAAUAUAUGGUUCAACUCUCCAAAGCGACACCCAUAUAAAUAUGCAACCUACACCUUACUUCUAUUGUCUUACUAUAUUGAUAAAAUCCAAGUAAACCUCACCCAUGGUUUUUAAUAAUAUAUAGUUAAUAUUUCAGAAUUGGAGUGUGAGGGCCAAACUUCUGAAUGGUACACCAUUUCCUGACACUCCUUUUUAUAAUGCAGUAGAUGAAAACUGUAUUUUAAAGGCCUCCUAUUUCACCCGCUUGUUUUCCUCAUGAAACUUUUGCCAAGAGCAUAUUCCUAAAACGAUUUUCUUUCUGUAGACCUCUGAGAAAAGAGCCUCCAUUCUAAACUUUGAUUCUGUACUCCUUAGGAGUGGGGAUUAGGAAUGUUGUAGCUUUGCACUUAGCCAUGUGAUUCGGACCUUUAAUCUAAGCUGACCUUUCUGCAUGCCUUACAUACUUAGCGCUGCUGUUUUUGCUGAAGAUAAAGGAAAUAAAACCCACUAUCAUUGCUGACAGUACCUUAUUGGCCUGACUAUAAGCUGCACCUUUGAAAUUCAAGGCUUAUUUGCAGGUGCAGCCUGCCUCCUGGCACUACCGGUGCUGGCGCUCGGCUCUGAAUAUUAACCGUACUUUAACUUUUCAGAGUCGGAAUUUGGAAAAAAAGGUGUGGCGUAUAUUCGGGCCAAUAUGGUAAUUAAAUCCACUGGGUUUGUUGCUAGAAGCCAGCAUUCAAAGAACCCUAUGAAUGAAAGGAAAGUACCUCUAUUCAUGCACAGUUAAGUUUCCUGUUCCCCAUUAGCUGCACCUCUUACUGUUUGCCACACACCAUGGCCAGUAAUGACCAAAAUGUUAAAUAAAAGCAUAAAGUGAAAGAAAAGUAGGACUGUUUUUUCAGUUGCACCUCUCUAUCUGUGACCCAGAUAUUGUUGGACUUAGCUGGCUGUGUCUGAUGGAAACCGGAGUCCUACAAUAGACAGAGGGCCACAGGUUCCUUAUCCCUGAUACACACUCAUGGAUUCAUUUAUCCAGCUAACAGUAGAUUACACAAGAAUCUAAAUUAAUUUGAUGAUGUUUUGCUUUUACCAGAACAUUGGAAGUCACUGUCUGUGUUACUUCCAGGUUAUUAUUUUGAAAUGAGUACAACAUUAUGAUUCUUUUUUUUCUUGUUAAUUUGAUUUGUGUUCAGCUUUAGCUGUGAGGGAGAGAUUUACUCUGAACAUCAUGGGACAUGGGGCAACUCAGGAAGCUGUGAGGGGUGUUUCUAAGCUUCUUAAUCUGAUGCUUCUGAGAGCCUUACGCUUUCUUUCAUCUCAUGGGCUGCUGCCCCAGAUGGUCUCCCAACCUUCAGGAGCACUGUAAAUACCAAAAUAAAAUAAAAUUGUUUGGCUGGUUCUGGUUAGUAAAAUUUGUAGUUUUAUGCUAAUUUGCCCUUAAUUGCCCUUAAUUAGAAGCAUGAUAAUUAAAUUAUUAACAUUAAAUAGGGAGGCCUUGACUCUCAGAUCUUUCAAACACUUUUCCUCAAAAAAGUGGGUUUUUUGCUUUUUUGAAAGCUUGGUGUUUUGAUAGCACUGGAAAUUAAGGGAUGUUUCCAACUAAGUUAUUCUCCAAGCAGACUCUUAAGUUAUCCAUGUCCAUUAAUUUAAAUGGGUCUACUCUAUGACUAACAUUGGCUAUAACCCCCAAUUUUCAGCUUUGUUGCGUUUGAGGAGCAAAUCACGCAUGUGGAAAAGUUUGCUUUGAGGCAGGUUUCUUCUGAUCGCAAACGUUUGUUUGCUUAAUUACAAUAGGUCUGCUUCUUAAAUGCACCUUUCUUGUUACAAACCCCAGUAUGAUAGAGCUGUGUUAUUUUACAUCAUUUGUUACAUAGCAAUGCAAUGUUGAUUUCCUUCUUUUUUUUUUUAACUGUUGUCCUUAUCUGCUUUCAGGGACAUUCACACCACCACAGGUAAAAUCAAGAGAGCUGUGUUACAGUUCACUCCAGCAAGCUGGACCUACGUUCGCUGGUUUGAUCCCAAGUCUUCAUUUCAAAGAGUGGCCGGAGUAUACCUUUUCAUGAUUAUCUGGCAGGUAAAAACAACAACAGCAAACCUAUUGAAAAGAAAGCCCAGGAAAUCUCAGCUAGGGUUGACUGGAUCAGGCUGUUUCCUUUUUGCGUUAGUUUCACAUGUGUUCAUUCACAAAUCCAUCCCUUCUCCUUUCUGCAGCAAUGCAUUGUUGUUGUUUUUUAAAAAGAAAUCCAUAUGAAAAUAGGUAUUAGAAUUUUUAUUUCACCACUAUUCAUUAUUAUCAUUAAUUGCACUUAUUAAUUGCUUACUUAUGAACAGUAACUCAAAGCGGCUUACAAAAAAAGUAGCACAUAAAGUAAAACCAGCGUGAAACCUAAACAGUAAAAGCUAAAAAACAAAACAAAAACACCCCAUGUUUAUAAAAAGGCACUGAACGAAGCCAGAAAUAUAUUUUUUUAACUGGCCGAAUUUUAGCUGUUGGCAUGCUGGCUUAAGCUUAUGGAACUUGGAAUCUAACAAUAUUUGGAGGGUCACAAGUUCCCCAUACCUGUGUUAAGAGUGUAAGACCAAGACUGGAGAGAACCAGGUUACAAACCCCCGCUCAGCCAUGAAGCUCACUGGGUGACUCUGGAUCUGUCACUGUCUCCCAGCCCAAUCCAUUCCACAGAACUGUUAUGGAGAUAACAUAGGUGGAAAGAACUGUUUGUGCUGCCCUUAGCUUCCUUGAGGGAGUGUAGCAUAAAAAAAGUUGUAAUAAAAUUAUGUGAUAUGACAAAACUGCCUGGUACCUGACACAGAAAAUCCAGAUGUAGUCCUCAUGGUGGUAAAGAUAAGACAAAUCACUUUAAUCAUUGACAAGUGUGAUACUUUUUAUUGGUACCACAAAAUCUGCUUUCUCAUGCUAUAUAAAGGUAGGCCGGAUGCAAUAAAAGGUUACUUUUGCAAAGAAAAGUAAAUUGACUCCAUAGUUGUACACACAGAGAGAAAAAUGAAGCAGUACGUUUAUCUAGCUCCCCAACACAGGCAUUUAAAUGUAUUGAUUACUUUCCCAAAGAAUUUAAUUCUUUUUGUGGAGUUCAUAAUUUACUGUUCCUUAUGGGGACAACAAUUCUCCACAGGCCACCAGGAGUGCCAUAUGUUUAUUGUCCUGGAGCAGAACGUAAGCAGUUGCUAAGAAGUUGCAUCUGUCUUAUUUGUCUAGGAUAUCAAAUGUUUCCAGCUUAUUUUCUUCUUUCUGUUUCUUCUUCUUUUAGUUGACCGAGCUGAACACAUUUUUCUUGAAACAUAUCUUUGUUUUCCAUGCAAGUCACCCCUUAAGCUGGGGUAGGAUCCUCUUCAUUGGAAUUAUCACAGCGCCCACUGUGAGGUACAUUUUGUUCGUUUAAUCUUCCUCACUGUAAAAUUGCUGGGCAGCAGCUGGGGACCUCGAAAAGCCUAGCUCAGAGAUGGGGAGCCAGUGAGGCCCUACAGAUGUUGCUCACCAAGCCAGCUGUGGUUGGUCGGAGUUGGAAUCCAACAACAUCUGGGUGGUCACAGGUUCCUUGCCUUUGCUCCAGCCCACUUACUUUUGGAGAUUAAAAAAAACUGGUUUGGACGUAAAGCUAAACCAUAAUUUGGUGUUACACACAUGAGCAGCAACAAGCCUCGUGUCCAUGUCUUCCCUCCCGAAUGAGAGAGAGAUUGGAAACAUCUGCCUCUGCUUUUAAACUAACCAGGGUGUUCCAUUAUGUCCAAACCAGGGAACUCUGCUUAGCUUAAAACAAGCCACUGUUUGAUCUUGACUUGUUUGAAAAAGCCUCUCCUCCUUACAGAGGGGAGGAGUUGUGAGCAGGAGCCGUUUCCCACGUUGGCAGGGGGCAUUGCAGCCCCCUGCCCAGCUGGCCUGGCUGCCGCUCCACGCCCCCAGGUAGCCAACCAACCAGGUGGAGGCUUGGGGGCGGGGUUUUGCCACUCAAACGUGGCCACAGCAGCACUUCCCCUUCAUUCCGCUGCUGGUUUUUGUCGGAUCACCCACCCACCCUCCCUUUAGUUCACUGCUUGGUUCUUGACCUUGCUAUGGACCUAUGGUUGGUCGCCUUGGUUGGCCAAGGGGCCUGGUAGGAAUUUUUAUCCAACUGGCAAAUUGGCAUUGGCCACUUGGUUUUUCGCCUACCUCAUAGCAAAUCAUCACAACUUUUAGGUAUUGGCGGUUAGGCAUUGGAAUAUGUUUGUGUAUUGGAGGGUAGGGUGUGGCCAUCGCCUACCCCUCCACUUUAUGGGUAUUCCGGUAAAGGAAUCUGGCAGUCGUGGAUCCUGUCCGACGCCCUUGCUGGUGGCUAGGGCCAUGGCACGACCCCUGGUGACAUCAGGGGGAGCUUUCAGUUGUAUUUGCAUCAAGAGGCUCCUCCCAUUGGUGGUUAACCCUUGUUAGACUCACCCCUCCCCGAGGGGGUGGAGUCACGCUCUGUUGUUUUAUCCAAUGCCUAAGCCAAUACCUCUCACAUGCUGUAAUCAAUAAAGUUGUGGCCUUUUUUAGCCCAUUAACCUAAUAUACUGUGUCCAUCUGUCUUUUUUAUCCCCAAGCGGGUGGCGGGUCCUUGAAUCACAAACUUGAUCUUGACUUGUUUGAAAAAGGCCAUAGUUCAAACUAACCAGAGUCUGGAAACAAGAAGCAGCGCUUUUGAUCUCCUUCUCACAGCUUUGCCAAAGGAGAAGCGGAGAGCACACAAGCCCCAGGCUCACUGCUCCUAAGCUUUAGGGCAACCUUCCUCAACCGGGUGCUCUCUCGGGGAUUGGACUACGAGUUCCAUCAGUCUGUCAGAAUGGGCAGUGGUCAGAAGUGGUGGCACUUGUAGUCCAAAAUCCCUAGAGAGCAUCAGGUUGGGGAAACCUGGCUUGGUAUGUCCAAAAAGGACCAUAGGGCAUUCCACCCAAUUGCUCACUUAGACACUAAUACAAUUAAAUAACAACAAGCAUGUCAGGGAAUGUAAAAUCACCUGUAAAACAGCAGGUGAGAUGACAGCAAGUGUGUUAGGCAAAUGUAUAUUCCAGAUGUUCAAUAAUUCCUCGCCCCCCUGGCUACCAGCCUGAAAAGCUUUUAACACAAUUCUGUUUCCCAUUCAACAGAUUUCCAUGCAGUGCAGUUUUUUGUUGGAAGUAAAACACAUUUUUAUUCAGUGGGGCUUACUCUGGGUAAGGGUGCAAAGGAUUACAAGUCUUAGUUCCCAUUGUUCAAAAGAUUUCUGUCCUGAAUCGCUUCUUAAUUUCUAAACUCUGAUUCCUUCUUUCCUCAGUCAAAUCUCACAGGAGCUCAAUUUCAAAAGGAAAAAAGUAGGAGAAACAACUUACAAUAUUAAAAUAGAGACAGUUGGCAGAAAAUGCAGACAUGUCAAUCUAAGCUUAGGGCUGUGGCUGCUUUGUGCUCCUUUGUGUGGCUUCAUUCAGGCAAACAGACAUUCCACUGACAUGCUAGCUGACUUUUCUGCCCCCUUUCUCAUCCUCAGUUGUAUAUCCCUCUUUAUAGCUGACCAAGUUUCAGUCAUUGGUUUACAAUUGUCACAUUUACUUGAUCUCCAAGAUAGCAGUAGAGAAUUUUGAGGUAGUUCUCGAAUAUGGCUGAGCCUUUACCGUGUUCCAAGUAAUUGAGCUGCUUUCUCCAAAAAUUGAAUAUCAGCCCCCGCCCUGUUGUUUUUGAUAACUAUAACCUACAUGUGCAACUAUCUGUUCCAUUGAAAUUUUCUCCUCUGUUUUUACUUCCAGGCAAUACUAUGCUUAUCUCACAGACACACAGUGCAAAAGGGUAGGAACUCAGUGCUGGGUGUUUGGGUAAGUUUUUGUUGCAGUUGAAAACAUUGAGACUGUUGUAGUGUUGACUCAAUGAAAAGAACAACUAUGCAUCCCGAAAGCUUUUAAUUACACGCUCCGUGGGGGGUAUUUAUUUGUUGUUCUUAUUUGCUCUCUGUGUAACUCAGGGUGGCAGAUAUAGGGAUGCAAGGUAGAUUCCUAUCCUGGCACCGACCAAGCCUGCUUGACUUCAUCCAAGUUGCUGCCCCACAGCUGCAUCCCUUGGCAGCUCUGCCAGCACAUCAGCCACAUUUUGGGGGACACGAAUGCAGAGAGGAAGGCUGCUAAACAUGUAGAGGCUGUCCCGGGGACCAGGAACCCUGGCCAUUCAUGCUAGCAUUUUAGUAAUAUUUCAAUAAUGGGACGCUGGUGGCGCUGUGGGUUAAACCACAGAGCCUAGGACUUGCCGAUCAGAAGGUCAGCGGUUCGAAUCCCCGCGACGGGGUGAGCUCCCAUUGCUCGGUCCCUGCUCCUGCCCACCUAGCAGUUCAAAAGCACGUCAAAGUGCAAGUAGACAAAUAGGUACCGCUCCAGCGGGAAGGUAAACGGCGUUUCCGUGCGCUGCUCUGGUUCGCCAGAAGCUGCUUAGUCAUGCUGGCCACAUGACCCGGAAGCUGUACGCCGGCUCCCACGGCCAAUAAAGCGAGAUAAGCGCCGCAACCCCAGAGUCGGUCACGAGUGGACCUAAUGGUCAGGGGUCCCUUUACCUUUACCUUAUUUAAUAUAAAAACAUAACGUAACUCUGGGGGGGAGGCAGUCUCUCUCAAAGCUCUAUAGAUAUUAAAAUUCCCAAAGCCCUAACAGAGCUGAGCAUUCCCAGCACCCUUAAGAAACUACAGUUCCCAGAAUUCUAUGGAGGAAGUCCUGUGCUUUAAAUGUGCCUUAAAUGGACAGUGUGCACACAGACUCGGUUGGUUCUGUUUGUGGCACUCUGUAACAUGAAUUCGGGGGGGGGGGGGGAUGAGGCGGAGCAUAUUGGUGUGUGAAGAAAUCUGGUUUGGUAUGAACUAGACAACCUCCAGGCUAUUUCCAGCUUUCUGUGAUCCUCUGGAACCGAUUGUUUUCUCUCCUGCACACAACAUAAGAGAAAAGGAAACAAAUUGGUGUAGAACAUCCAAGCCUUUCAAAGGAAGGUUUUCAGCUCAUGAGGUUACAAAAAUAGCAGCGUUCAGAUCAGCAUAGUCUGCCCUUGUUAAGAAGGUCACGCUGAGCUAAUAGGCCCUGAGGGACUUCUAAACUGCUGCUUUGUGCCCUUGGCAAAUUUAAACGGGCUAAUUUAAUCAGUUGACUUGGCCAUGCCUAGGAACAUUCCCAUGUCAUCACUUACUUCAUGCCAGAUCCAUCCUCCAAGUCUCAUUCGUAAUUUUGCUCCACUUUUGGCAAAGAAGAUGAUGAAGCCUGCUUUCCUAAGUACUAUUUGUUGAACAACACCACUGGCAUUAAAAUUAAACAGAAAAGAGGAGGCAGGGGUUGCCUUCUACAAAGUUUAGUGGGCUCUCAGAGUGGAGACAUCAAAUUCUCUUCUGUUUAUUUAUUUAUUUUACUUAAAUAGCUAUUUAAACCACCUUUUUAGGGUCAUUACCUUUCCAACGCAGUCCAACAUAAUAACGAAAACCAUAUUACUAAAAUCACAUGAAAGAAACACAGCCAAAAUCAGAGCAGCAGAUAAAACAGUUAUUAAAACACAGCACCAAAAUAAAAAAUCAUCCAAACGCUGACCGGAACAGAAAAGUCUUUAUUGGCCCCAGACUCUGGGGUAUUAAGAGCUAUUACCAGCCCCUUACAUUGGACCUGGAAAUACAUAGGCAGCCAAAGUUACUAGAGCAACAUAGGUGAAAUUGAAGCGUCCAGCCCCUCGAAUUGUUUUUGCUGCUGCAUGUUGCACCGUUUGAAACUUCCAGACCGGGUAAAGCAGAAACCCCACAUACAGUGGACGCUUGUGUUGCGAAUGUGAUCUGUGCAGGAUGCACGUUUGCAACCGCAGCGUUCACAACCCACAGCGGCGCAUCUGCACGCGCGUGGGUUGCGAUUCAGUGCUUCUGCGCAUGCGCGACCCCCAAAACCCGGAAGUAACCCAUUCCAGUACUUUGGGGUUUCGGUGGGUCCAUAACCUGAAAAAACGCAACCUGAAGCGUCUAAAACCCGAGGUAUGACUGUAGAGUGUGUUACAGUAAUCCAGACUGCAUACAGCUAAUGCGCAGGGGACUGAAGCAAGGUGCGACUAAGUCAAAUGCGGGAAACAUCCAUUCUGCUGCAGGUGCCUUAGACAAAUUCUGAGCUAAGGGCUGAGAACCACCUGUGCUACAUAACUUGCUUUUACUUGGCAGUAUUCUGUGCUUAGUUUGGGCCAGCUCACUCAUUUCUAAGUUGAAAGAUAGACUGUAGUAUAUCUAGACUAAGGUUUGCUUUGUUGUCAUUUUAGAAUGCUUUGAAUGGAGCCUGAUAGUAUAUUGCUGUAGUUGUAUUCUCAGAGUUCUGUUGAAUUCAGUGGGACCUUCAGGUAGUCUAUAAGGAUUACAGCCAUAACUUUUAGAGAAGAAGUGGAAGAAAUAACUUGGCACCUGGAUUUGGGGGCAAGUCUUCCACCCGUUUCUUUAUUACUUUAACACCUUCACUGUAUGUGCCCCUUGAUAUGUUAACAGAAGGUCGGUGGGAAUGGAACAGAUCCCUACCCCAAAGGUCUAAAUUUUGGCAUUGGUAUGAGGAAGACAACAAAGGGAGGGGAGGGAAUGAAAGCAAUGUCAAAAGUUUUUUUUAAAAAAGACCAGACAAGAGGAAAGAGAAUGUAAGAAAGGUCUGAAUUAAGAGGUCUGUCUUAUUUCUAAAUAAUGGCUGUUGAAUUUCCGAAAACAUAAAGAUGCACAAGUAAGAUGCACCCGUAAAUACUUGUGCAAUGCUUAGUAGAAGUAAAUGGGACUAGAGUUCCCAUUUUUACUCUUGGCCAUAGCUCUUUGACUGCCUGGUGCUCUACGAAACAGGGGCAGGGAGUUGGAUUUUAAUCCUGCAUCAGUUCAGAUUGUCUCUUGGCUCAAGACACAAAUAAAUAUAAUCAGAGACAGUUAAUGUAACAGACAACUUACUGGUAUCUCACUGGGGUUUUGUUUUUUAAGCACGCAGUAUGCUUAAAAAAGAAAGAGAGAGAGAGAGAGAAAGAAAUGAAAUUCCAUAAUUUAAAUUCUUCAUUAAGAAAACCUGGAUUUUGAAACCCAUAUAAUCAUGCUAAUUUCUCCUGUUUUGCAUAAUUUUAUUCUGCGACUUGUACUAGAUCAUCACAGGUAGAAGCAAGGAUCUGUACAAGACCUCCAUCGCUAGAGACUUUAUUCAGAUACCCCUCUGGCUUUUGAAAUCAUCAUAAACAUGAGAAUUAGAAACCUGUUCAUUCUUUUAAAAAAUUAAAACAGGGGUAGGGAAUCUGUGGUCCUCCAAAAGUUGUUGAAGUGUUUAUUUGUUUAUUUAUUGAAUUUAUAUACUGCCUGUCAGGGAACUGCCAUCGGACGGAAGGAAGGUGAAAGGGCUCACACAGGUUGGGAGAGACGCAGCAGCUGAAGAGGGAACCAACAGGGAGGUGAAAGGGCUCACACAGGUUGGGAGAGACGCAGCAGCUGAAGAGGGAACCAGCAGGGGGAGAGGAGCUGAGCUGGAGGGAUGGCUCAGAGACACUUCCAGCGAAAACAGUGGGGAAGUUUCAGGACCUCCUGUAAGAACACCCACUCCCGCCGGAAACUGUCACGCAGAGAUUCCAGAAGACGUGUUUCCGUUAAGGAGCUUUUAUGUUGGAAGCGAUUACGAAAGCAACCACUGUCGGAAUCUGCUAGUGACUAGAGUAGCCAUGUCUGAGGGGCUCCAUCACAGACAGAGGUUUGUGGACUUGAACAAACUCUGAGGGGAUACGAUUUUACGCACAAGCAGCUCAUCAUCCCAUCACAGCAUUCCGACAGUCUUUGAAAGCAGCUUGUGCAGGAGAAGGCAUCAUGAGCAACCCAGCCGGAACCGGAGAAGCAGGAGCUGGAGCGGGUCCAAGCCUGGAAGAAAGGUACCAGAUGUUGGAGGUCCAGCUAGCGAUGCAGACGGCGAGGCUUGGAGGAGAGGAGGGCUCAGGAUGCAGACAAAAGGGGGAAAGCCACCCAGUUUGCCAGAAAGGUACCAGGAUUGGUGCAGAAGUUUGGGGGGGAGCCCAAAACUAUCAUGGUUUUCGGACAGAAAUGCAAUAUGCCCUCAAUCUGCAGUUUGAUGAAUUCCUGACGAGGAAUCACGAGUGGCUUUCGUGAUUGAGCAUCUUGAAAAGGGGGCGAGAGACUGGGUUAGACCCCUGAUGGCAGCUAAUAGUGACGUCUUAAAGGACACGAUGAAGUUCUUUCGCGCCAUGGAUCUGAUGUUUUCCAGCGAUAUUGAAAAGGGAGUGGUGCGCAGACAGUUAAUGGGUUGCAAACAGGGGAGCCGAUCUGUCCGUGAGUACUGGACUGAGUUCACCAUGCUUGUUCACAGAUUGGGGUGGGACUUAUCGGCGGAACCCAUUCAGAUGCUCUUUGAAGAAGGGCUUUCUUCGGCUGUGAAAGACGAACUUUCCCGGGCGCCCAGGGCGGAGUCUAUGGACCAGCUGACCAAAUCAGCGCUGGCCAUAGGAGCGCGCCAGGAGGCGAGAGCAUUGGAGAGGCGGGAAGGGAAAGGGGAACGUUGGAAGGAGUUCCGCAUUCCAGACAUUCCAGAGCCAACUUUCCCACCGGCAGAGCCGAUGGAAAUCGGAACAGCGGCGCGCGCGCAGUUUCAAAGCCCAGUGAGGGGGCAAAGAAGGAGGGAAAAGGCGCCCGGAAAUGCUAUCUCUGCCAACAGCCAGGUCACUUUGCCAGAGUCUGCCCCCAGAGGAAAGAAUGGCAAGGGAUGGUAGGAGCUGUGGAUGGAAGAGAGGAAAAUAUACCGGAGCAAGUAAAGCCAACGCCUGGCUGCCACUGUCAGGGCACAGCAGCCAGGCCAAAGAGCAGUGAGAGUGCCCACGCCAGAACCUCCUAAACCCGCCCUAGUGAUAGAAGUGACGCUAGAGCUGCCAAACGGACACCCUCUAAAGAUAAAGGCGCUGUUGGACUCAGGCAGCUCCUGCAAUUUCAUGAGCAAAGAGUUUGCAGCUGAACACCAGAUACAGACAAUCCUUUAAGCAGCCCCCUGCAGGUGACCACUAUCGAUGGCAGGGAGCUGUUGGGUGGAGAAGUCAGCUUGCAGACCGUCCCAAUGAUAAUGAAGGUAGCAAGGCACACCGAACUGAUAGCUUUUAAUGUGGCCACCUUGGGAGGAGCUCCCAUUAUAUUGGGGAUGAGCUGGCUAGCGUUACAUGAUCCGCUGGUGGGCUGGCAUCAGAGAGUGGUUUCUUUUGGUUCAGCACAUUGCUUAGAACACUGCAAAGAGGGAAAGGGUUUGGCAGGGGUCCAAGCCACCCUAGCAGGGACUGAAGUAACAGAGAACGUGAAGGUACCACGACAAUAUGCAGAUCUCCGUGACGUCUUCAGCGAAAGGGAAGCUGACCAACUACCCCCGCAUAGACCCUUUGACUGUCAAAUCAACUUACUCCCUGGAGCACAGCUCCCUGUAGGCAAGCUGUACGCCAUGUCAGACAGAGAGAUGCAGGAGUUAAGAGAGUUCAUUGACAAGAACCUGAAGAGAGGGUUCAUCAGAGAGUCCAGGGCGGUGGGGGGGCAGCCCAGUGUUUUUGUGGAUAAGAAAAACACGAACAAGCCGAGGCUGGUGUGUGACUUCAGGGCCUUAAAUGCAGUGUCAGAACCAGUAGCCUUCCCUAUGCCCAGGAUUGACGACAUUUUGACAAGGGUGCGGAAGGGAAAGAUUUUCACAAAGCUGGACCUAAGGGGGGCGUACAACCUGGUACGAAUAAGGAAGGGGGAUGAAUGGAAAACCACUAUGUUCACCCCUUUAGGGGCAUUUGAAUAUUUGGUUAUGCCCUUCGGCCUACAAGCAGGCUCCGCAACAUUUCAAUCGUUUAUGAACCACGUCCUGGGGCCUUUGCUUUACAAGAAUUGUGUGGCCUUUUUAGACGACGUGUUGGUGUAUUCUGAGAAUGAGGAGCAGCAUGUGAGAGACGUCAGAGAAGUGUUGAGCAGGCUGCAAGCCAACCAGCUGUGGGUGAAACUGGAGAAGUGUCAGUUUCAUACCAAGGAGGUGGAAUUCCUGGGGUAUCGCCUGUCAGACAAAGGAUUGGCCAUGGAUCCCGGCAAGGUCCAGGCGGUGCUGGAAUGGAAAACACCCAAAACAAAGAAGGAUGUGCAGAGGUUCCUAGGAUUUGGGAACUUCUAUCGUAAGUUCAUCCGAAACUUUGCCCACCUGACGGCGCCCAUUACGGACUGUCUCAGCAGUAAGAAGAAGUUCGUGUGGACUGAGGAGGCGGAGCGAGCAUUUGAGGAACUAAAAAGGGCCUUCGCCUCGGAACAACAACUCCUGCAUGUGGAUUUACAAAAACCGAUGAGAGUGGAAACUGACGCAUCAGACAGAGCGAUUGGGGCGGUGCUUCUGCAGCCAGGCAAGAAGGGGUCAGAGUGGAGACCGUGUGCCUUUUUUCGCGAAAGCUGAACAAAUCCGAGAGGAACUACACGGUGUAUGACCGAGAACUACUAGCCAUUCAUGAGGCGUUCCGGAGAUGGAGGCACCUGCUAAUUGGCGCACAACAUAAGGUGCAAGUGUGCACUGACCACAAGAACCUAGAGUAUUGGAGGACGGCACGAGUGCUCAACCAACGGCAAGUGAGAUGGGCCCAGGAGUUCUCCAAAUUUAACUUUGAGAUUAGUUACGUGCCAGGCCCAGAGAACAUUAGGGCGGACGCUCUCUCACGCAAACCUGAAUAUUUGGAGGGGAGGGGCACCCGAAGAGAGACAUGUCAUUCCAGAAGACCGCUGGGUGUGUGGGGCGGCAUUGGUGGGACAAAGAGAACUGGUAGAGGAAACAGAGAAUGAUGAAUACGCCCAGAAUAAGCUCAGAGGUCUUAGGGGUGAUGGAGAGGAACCAGGGGUUUUGAGGAAAGAAAUGGAGCUUUGUAUUACAAAGGGGCACUGUAUAUCCCUGAAGGAGAGUUAAGGGGAGGGUACUCAAGCAGUUGCACGACAGCCCUACGGCGGGCAUUUUGGACAACACAAAACCAUGUGGUUGGUCACCAGGGAAUUUUGGUGGCCUAAGGUGAGGGAAGAUGUACGUGAGUAUGUAAGAGGGUGCGAGCAAUGCCAGCGAGCCAAAGGGGAAAGGCGGGCGCCGGCGGGGCUAUUAGAACCCUUACCAACCCCAGAACGACCUUGGGAGGCAGUGUCGAUAGAUUUUAUGACUGAUCUGCCGAAGUCCAAAGGGAAAACAGCCAUCAUGGUGGUGGUAGACCUACUAACAAAGAUGUGCCACUUUGUAGCUUGCUCGCAUGCAGUCACGGCGGAAGAGACAGCGAAGUUAUUUGUAGAAAACAUUUUUAGGUUGCACGGGGUGCCAUUGAGGGUGGUCUCAGACCGAGGAAAACAAUUUACUUCCAGGUUCUGGAGGAAGCUCAUGAGCUUACUGCAGGUGGAGGUCAAUUCUUCGACUGCCCGGCACCCUGAAACCAACGGGCAGGCGGAAAGAGCAAACGGUGUCCUCCAGCAAUACCUGAGGUGUUAUGUCAAUGACAGAGAGAAUGACUGGGUAGAAAAGUUGGCGCUGGCGGAAUUGGCCUACAACAAUGCCGAGAAUGUGUCCACAGGGAUGAGCCCCUUCUUGGCUAAUUAUGGGUGUCAUCCCAGGGCUUUCCCAGGGGGAGGGGGAGAGAUGGAGCGUCCCGGCAGCCGAGCAUUUUGUGGAAGAAAUGGAAGCAAUCCAUCGUCAGCUCCAACUCAACUUAGAAAGGGCGAAGGAAGAAUACAAGAGGCAGGCAGACAAGAACCGAAGGGAAGGUGAAACCAUAAGGGUGGGAGAUAGGGUGUGGCUGUCAACCCAAGGGCUGCCGCUCAAAGGAGGUUGUAAGAAAUUAAGACCCAGGAGGUUGGGUCCCUUUGAGGUCAUUCAACAGGUCAACCCAGUGGCUUUCAGGCUCCGGUUACCCAACCACAUGAAACUGCACCCAGUAUUUCACAGGUCGUUACUGUCACCGUACGAAGGGGGACGAGAAGGGCUGGCCCCUCGGGGACCGGUCGUAGAAGAAAGAGAAUGCAGCAGCCAUGUGGCAGAAAUCCUCGACGCCAGGUGGAAGGGGGAUCAGGUGGAGUAUUUGGUAGCGUGGGAAGGAGAACCGGAGUCAGAAAACACUUGGGUAAUGGCUGAAGAUAUCAAUGACGAGGUAUUGAUAGAAACGUUCCAUCAAAGGUUCCCAAGGAAACCUCAGCCUGUGGAGAGGUUCCGGAGGGAAUACUUUGGGACCACUGAUGAAGGGGAGGAGUUGGAAGGAUUCCCGGACUCGGAAGGGGAAGGGGAGAUGGACUCUGAGGAGGAGGUGUACUUCGAGACCAGGAACCGCAACAGGUUGAGAGAAGUGUUCGAGACAUCGGAAGAUGAAGGAAGUUCAUUCCGGGUUUUGCCUCCUCACCGCCCGUAGAGGAGGGGGCGAGAGGGGGUGAAGGGGGCCCUGGAGGGGAGGUGGAUGUCAGGGAACUGCCAUCGGACGGAAGGGAGGUGAAAGGGCUCACACAGGUUGGGAGAGACGCAGCAGCUGAAGAGGGAACCAACAGGGAGGUGAAAGGGCUCACACAGGUUGGGAGAGACGCAGCAGCUGAAGAGGGAACCAGCAGGGGAGAGGAGCUGAGCUGGAGGGAUGGCUCAGAGACACUUCCAGCGAAAACAGUGGGGAAGUUUCAGGACCUCCUGUAAGAACACCCACUCCUCGCCGGAAACUGUCACGCAGAGAUUCCAGAAGACGUGUUUCCGUUAAGGAGCUUUUAUGUUGGAAGCGAUUACGAAAGCAACCACUGUCGGAAUCUGCUAGUGACUAGAGUAGCCAUGUCUGAGGGGCUCCGUCACAGACAGAGGUUUGUGGACUUGAACAAACUCUGAGGGGAUACGAUUUUACGCACAAGCAGCUCAUCAUCCCAUCACACUGCCCUAUACCUGGAGUUCUUCCAUCCCCCAGACCAGUGGCAGCGCUAACUGGAGCCACAGGUUCUCCAUCCCUAUUAUAAUGGGGGAUAAAAGGUAAAGGUAAAGGGACCCUUGACCAUUAGGUCCAGUCACAGACGACUCUGGGGUUGCGGCGCUCAUCUCGCUCUAUAGGCCGAGGGACCCGGCAUUUGUCCGCAGACAGCUUCCGGGUCAUGUGGCCAGCAUGACUAAGCCACUUCUGGCGAACCAGAGCAGUGCAUGGAAACGCUGUUUACCUUCCCCCCGGAGCGGUACCUAUUUAUCUACUUGCACUUCGACAUGCUUUCGAACUGCUAGGUUGGCAGGAGCAGGGACCAAGCAAUGGGAGCUCACCCCGUCGUGGGGAUUCGAACCACUGACCUUCUGAUCAGCAAGCCCUAGACUCUGUGGUUUAGACCACAGUGCCACCCACGUCCCAUAUAAUGGGGCAUACUAGGAAUUAAACCUAGGACUCCCUGCAUGCAUAGCAUGUGCUCUACCACUGAACUGUGAUGCCACCAGAUACCACUUUUAUUGACUUGACAGAAGCUAGUCUCUUCUCUCAUGGCAUGUUCACACAUCCACAACAUACUAUUUAUGUUGCCACCCGCCUGCUGAUAAUACAGAAAUGGAGGCACAUGUAAUGCAAAUUACCAUUCUAGCCCAUGUAUAUUUUUUACAUUUGCAUUACAAAGCAGUUCUGACAAAGAUAUAAAAAUGCUCUAAGGGGUUGUUUAUUAAGGGGAGCAAAGUUGUAACAAAAAAAAUGGAAGGAGUUUUUGUUAAAGGGGGAUGGAGCCUGACCCAAGGUAGAGGAUUUUAAAGGCUUUCAAAAGUGAGCUCUUUUAUGGAUGGCCCUCAAAGCUUAUUUAGCCCCCCAUAGCAUGAGAGCAAUUUAUAAACUAGCUCACAAAAUCAUGCAAACACCCCCGCCCCCCACUGAAGAUAUCAAAGCAUGCUCUUAAAUUAAAAACAGCCUGUAUUUCUUUUGUCAUUCCCUCAGAGUUAUUGGUUUCCUGGAAGCUAUUGUGUGCAUCAAAUUUGGUCAAGACCUCUUCUCCAAAACACAGAUAUUAUAUGUUGUGUUUUGGCUCCUUUGUGUGGUAAGUGGCUCUUUAUUUUGCUCCUUAAGUCUUCCUCUUUGAUACGGCAACCAUGUUAGUUGCCAUGUCUCUUUGGUCAUUGGCUAAAUGUAAGCCGGAAUCUACCCAUUAACACAACUUUGUGACCAGCGCUGCAAUGUUUAACCUAGACAAAUUGCUUAAAAAUAAUAAUUGAAGUGGCGGAUUCUUCCACCAAGAAAUCUAUCCCCGGCUGGUGCUCUGCUGGCGUAGUGAAGUUUCUGCCAAAUUCUAUAGCCAGGGAUGGAUUUUUCCCCCCUACGUCAAUGGUGUGUGGGGCCAGAGGAAAAAUGGACAGAUCAUUCAGUGUAAAUUUUACCAUUACCCAGUAAGCUCUAUCCUCUCUAUCCUCCAUCCAGACAAGAAAAAAAGCAUUCACAGAUUAGAGUACAUAUUCCAGCCAGGCCAAAACCCUGAAGGGUGGUGUACAAAGCAGGACUGGGGAGAGGUGUGUCGCUUGAGGAGAGUCCCAAAGGCCAGCCAGGGAGGCCUGGAGAAGUUCCUCCUUUACCUCGCAGGCCAGAGAUUCCUAAUAUUUGCUAUAGCCUCUUAAGCAAGAAUUCAACCCUAAAAUUCAUAUACAUAGUUGCGUUUUGUUUUGUUUUUUUAAAUUGGGUGAUAGCCCUGCUUGUUCAUAGCGGUGGUGUAAAAUAAAAAUGUUUGUAGUAUAAAUAGGUACUUAUGUAUACACUAGGAAGAGAGGCUCAGUGUUCAUCAACAUUGUUCACCUCCAGCAAUGCAUUGUAAGUCAUCCUGAGGCAACUUGUUGAAAGAUGGGGUGUGAUGCCCUGAAAUAAUAAAGGAAUUAAUGUAGAAGCUGGUAGGUUUUGACUCUUCUCCCUCCUUUUCAUUCCUUUUCCCAAUGUUGUAGGCCGUUACUACUUUCCUUUGUUUAUAUGGAAUGGUUUGGUAUGCGGACCACUACGGACAGCGAGAAAAGGUAAUGCUUAACUGGGCACAAGGCACAUUUUGAAAGACGCUUGUGUGGAAGCCAUGUUAAAAGUCUAUUUUGCCGAAGCUUGGGGAGGGUAAGGUGUCAAGAUUCUAAGGUCUGUUCUUGGAUAUAGAGAAGAAAUUACCCCCAAAAAAGCAUUUUAUUAUAAGAGCAUUGAUUUUGGUUAUUUCUAACGGAUUGGGUCCGGAUUUUGCCUUCUGCAGACUGAAAGAGUCCUUCAGUCUUUAGAAGGCUUUUGGUCCAGUGGACUCAGGAUGCUGAACUCAGUGGUCCUUUUGGCGUGAUGCAGCAGAGUUCUUGAGCUCUGAAUUGUAGACCUAGCCAGUCUUAUUACUCUCCCAAAGAAUAGUAACUUGAUCUUGCAACACCUUCCCUCCUCACUAAACGGGUGCUCUUGCCUCAUGAUUUCGUGCACCUCAAUAAAUCCUAUGCCACAUAGAUGUGGGGUGGGUGCUCUGUUACCAAAAAGGAUGGAAAUGAUCCCUUCUAUCAUAUGCCUGCUGACAUGGUAUUGAGCACCAUGUAAAUGGGGAAAACAUAGCGUUUGUUCAUGCAUAAAUUUAAGAAGCCCACUCUUUGCAGGAAGACUUGCAUUGCUUAAGCAGAAGUCAAACCCAACGAACUCCCUACUGUGUAGUCAUCCCUAUCAUUCCAGUCUUACAGCUGGAAAAGCAAUUUUUAAAAUUGUCAUUGCACCUGGGCGGAAGGGCAGAUGGGAAUGCCAAGCACAAGGAGGAGGUUUGGGUUACAUAACAAAGCGCAGGGGACAUGAUUAAGCCUUUACUCUCCCCUCCUAGCUGUUAGACCUGUAUAGCCCGGUGUGUACGUUAGGAAGAAGGCGCGAGAAAAAUGCACUGUGUAUAGUGUUUGACCAGUCAUCUCUGCAGUUUUCAGAAAGCACGUUCAAUAGAGUUUGGAGGCAAUAAGCGUAGAUGAUUGCAAAGGUGGAAACCCCACGAUGAUCCUCUUUGUCUCCACAGACGCUGUCAGAAAGUGAAGACAGCUCAUACAUCCCAGAUGCUUCCUGGCUUAACUCUAAGUUUACUAGAGGUACUGGUGGUUUGUAUGGUACAUUCUGUCCCAGCCAAAUAGUCCUUGGAGAUAUAUGGGUGUGGGUGUCCACUCUCUCUCACACACAGACAUACAAACGUCCCCUUCCCCACCCACCCUAAUCGUUUCCUUUUCAGCAGCUUUCUUGGCUGAAUUCCCAAGUUGGUUUUUUAAUGGCCCUCAGAUAGAUAGAUAGAUAGAUAGAUAGAUAGAUAAAUAGAUAGAUUUAGUUUAAUAGACCACCUUUCAGCAGCAUGCCAGUACACAAUAAAGACAAUGCCUAGAAAAAUGGGCACCCCAUGUGGCGUGAAGCAGCAACUGGGCUUUGUAGGUCUAGCGUUAGCCUCAAGAUUCCAGGGCACUUAGUUCUAGGGCACUGAAGAUUCUGGGGCACUCAGUGCUUUUUGUAGCCUUCUCCCUGGUUCUAGGGUAAGUAGGUGGCCUUUCCAGCCUACAAGGGCCAAGGAGCUGUGACGGGAGGCUUCACCACAGCAAGGACAGGCCUCGUCACCAUGGCGCCACUGAUGACUGUGGCAGCGAGGGAGGGGUCACGCGCCAGAGAUGCUCUGAGGGCGUCCGCCCUUAUACUAACGCCUGCACUUAUAAGCCAACUCAAAGACACGCAGGCAAAGGAUCGUGAACGAUGGCCUUGUGUUUAACAUUAGAAAUAAUUCACGCUGGAAAUGGUGGCUUGAAAGAGAAUAGAUGAACAAAGGGAACAUCACACUUGCCUUGAGUCUGCAUUGAUCUCUUAAUGCCUGCUUAUGCAUUGAGGCUUGCUCUCUCUUCUGAAUCAGAGGGAUGGCGUACCUGUGGCGCUCCACUUGUUGGACGGCUCCAGCCAUUGUGGUCCACGGUGAGGGACAAUGAAAGUUGUAGUCCUCUGAGGGCUCACACGACCCCCAUCCCAGCUGUAUUGUUAAAUUGGCUGGGAUCGAAGGAGCUUCUUCAGAUGCUCUCCAACGUUCAUGCCCAAUGGAAGUUUGUCUUUCUUCUUUGAAGAAAUACGUCCUCAUCCCAUUUUGUGAGUUGGGAUGCUACAGGGUAGGGCUGCCAUUUGAGAAACCCAAGUUCAAGCCCUCUUUGGUAUGCAGAUCCAUUUGUCUGGUUCCUUGGAUCUAGGCCCCUCCAUCCUUAUGUCAAUAUGGAGUGGGGGAUGAAACAAAAUUACUGUUAAGCAUUUUAAUAGCCCACGCUUUAUAUAGCGGUUGUUCUUUGUCAUGAAUUGAAAUUUUAGUGUAAAUGAAACACUUGUUUCUAUAUACAUAUAAAGAGAGAACUUUUAUUAACACAGAUUUUUUCCUUCUGAUUUUCAACAUGCUUUUUAAAGCUCUAUGUAAUUUUUUUUAUAUAAUCGUGUUUCUUCUACGUUAUAUGAAAACACAUUUUUCUGUAAUAUGAUCUCUUAAUACAAUUUCCUAGCAAUUCCUUUCCCCCAUCUUUUAAAAACUUUCUUGAAAUCUAUAAAAAUUCUAAACAAAAUAAAUUUUUCUUACAAAAUAUUACAGUGCUGAAAACAUUUUUUUUUCUUUAUAUUUUUCAGCUUUAGUGGCAUAUUCCAUUUUGGCAAGUGGUUAUAUAAAUUAAUAAAUGAUGAUAAUUGGUACAUUUUAUUUAGGUUUUUGAAACCUACCAGCAUGUUUCUUUCUUGUGUUUAGUUGUUAAGGGGAUCGAAUUAAAAUGGUCUAAAACUGAAUCGUACAUGCUAACGGGCAUCUCAGUUCUCUGACUCGCAGCUGAAGUAGCACCACUGACACAAAAGGGGCAGAUUUGGGGGAACCACAAAGUUUGCAAAAGUUCAAGAAAUAUUUUUGAGGUGUGAGGGAACUCUAAAGAGGAGAAGCUCUCCCAAAAGCAGCCCAGUGAGGGCUGAACAUGCUUAGUGGCCACAGAAUGCUUUUCCUUUUCUCUCCCUCUCCUCCCGCCAUUUAAAAAAAUGUCUUUGUGCCCCAAAUACUGUUCUGACGCCCCAUCCAAGGUAUAUUAAACAUGUUGCCUGGAUGUUGGGGAUAAGUUUUUUUGUUGAGUUUCUUUCCUUUUCCACUUUUGGCUCCAGUGUUCCUUUUCCUUGUUCCCUAAUUUUUCCAGCAUCAUCUGUGUUAAAUUGUGUUGUCUUAUCUUUUACACUUUUCUGUCCGAUAAUGCCACCAUCUACUUCUUCCUUGUUUUCCGUUGCCAUUCUUUAAUCUUAAUAAAUGGUUGGAUUAAACUAACAGACCCUCACUUGCAGAAGCUUGCUCAAGGAAUUCUGCUGGUGCAGCGGGGCUCCCCUUCCUCUCCUUCACCCCCCCCCAAAAAAAUUGGCUUUGGGGCUGUUAGAAGAAUCUCCAGAACAGUGUGCAGGGAGGAGUGGGGAAAUUGCUCUUGCCGCUGGAGCAAUUUUAGCUCUGCGGUUGAAUUCCUCCCAAAGCUUCUAAAUGUUAAAGCUUCUAAAUUUGGAAUCUGGGGUUUGAUCGGCUGCUUUGGCAGCCCAAGGCGAAAGUCUCACCUUCAGAACUGGCCGCCUCCUUAUGCUACACACUGCAAGGUGACAAAAAAAAAAGCAAAAAAGCACACGGGUUGAAUGCUGUCAUGUGUUGAGAAAGAGGUCCCAGCUGAUUGUCAUCCCUGUCCUGAUCUGACAUCCAUGCAGCCGCUUCUCACCCAAGAGAAGUGGCCAAAGAAACUGUGGCCUCAUGGCGACCAGACUUCUCCAUUCAGGGGUCCAGGUAGGCACGGUCAACUGCAUGACGAAUGUGUCCUGUUAGUGUGCUUCCCUUUGCAUCUGUGGAUAAAUGUGGAAUCACACAGCUAGAUUUCUAUAGCUUGAUGCCCCUGCAGAGAAGCUCACUGCAGUUCCUGGGGGUUGGCUGAGUAAAGAGUUUGCUCUGCUUGCUUUCUUCUCAACCUUUCUCUUUAUCUCUUCCCCAUCCCACCAACAGCAGUGUCCCAUCUGCUUACAGUUGUGCACUGCUCUCAUCUCCUACCCCUCACUCUUGAGGAUCCUCAGAGUUCACAUGCAUACCCACUAGAUUUUCAUAGGGUUUGGGAAGCAGAGUAUGGAGACCAGGAUCUCACCCACAGCUUCUGCCUUGCAAACCUAUAGAUCGUUGCUUCCCAAACUGGGGUCUCCACCUGUUUUUGGACUACAACUCCCACCAUCCCUAGCUAGCAAGACCAGUGGGCAGGGGAAAUGGGAACUGAAGUCCAAAAAAAUUGGGAUACCAAAGUUUGUGAAACACUGGUCUAUAGAGUUAUUCUGCCCCUGAGUCCUGCUCCAGCACCUAGUGUUUCCAUGUGCUAGCUAGCUUAAUAACAAGACUGAAGAAAGAGUUGAGACAGCUGUAUUACAUUGUAGGUAAACGGUGAUCUUAACAGGUGAUAUAAUUUGGGGGACAUAAUUUGGGAGUUAAGCCACUAGAUGGCAUACUGGUUUCAACUAAAAUGACUCAGUAUGCAUUAAUAAAUCCAGAGAUUUACAUGUGCCGGUAAGAAAAGAUGUUCUUUAAAAUAACCACAUCUCACCUGUGUGUGUGUGUGUGUGUGUGUGUGUGUGUGUGACUUGCUUGUUAGGAACGGAAGACAGUCCGCCCAAGCACUCGAGCAACAGCGAGAGCCAUUCAUCUAGGAGGAGGAAUCGCCAUUCGAAAACAAAAGUAACCAAUGGAAUUGGCAAGAGAUAGAGAGACAGACAAGAGAGGAGGAGAAAGAGAGAGAAUCAGUUUCUAGAUUUGUUCCAGAAGUGUGCCUCUGAGAGCAAAGAAGCAAAACUGGGCCUGGUUCUGAACUCCCUGCUUGAAGGUCGACAAGAGAAUAGGCGGAGGAGACAGGGGGACAACAUCUUCAGCAACCAGAGUCCUUGGACCUUGUUAACAUGGAGCUCACCCAUGUAUCGCAAAUCAUUCGCUGCCGUCACUUGCCAUCCAUUGGCUCAGAUCUUCUGCACUUGACACUCAAAACCGUAGUAAUAUGUUUAAAGGCAAAAUAGUUGCUUGUUCCUGAAGGGUUCCUGUGAUAGUCUUUGUUCAAGUAGUGUGUGGAUGCCUUCUGAAGGCCUUUCUUUAAUUGAGGACGAUAACUCCAAGUUAACUGGCAACCAGUUGUUGUUUUUUGUUCGUUUUUCAGUUGUUGGCUUUUUACAUCCUUGUUCGUUUUCAACAGAACCUUUUUGACUGAAAGAUGCUCUGCCUUUGUUCUCAAUCUGACACCUAAGCUUUUCUGUGCUGUUAGAUUUUUUUCAGGAAAUCAACAGUUCCAUAUUUCAGUCAGCAGGGUGCUAAGUAUUAGAAAAUACGUUCAUGAUUUUUGUUCAGGUCAUUUUUAUAAUUUUGUAACCCUGCUAAACGUUCAUUGUGUUCAUGACAUUCUGUUACACAAUCAGGGCUGUGCCGGCCCUUGGCAAGAAGACAAGCCCAGAGCCAUUGGCACAUACACACACAUACAUAUAUUUAUAUAUUGUUUAUUUUCUAACAUCUCCAGUUUCCUGUAUGUUUAUCAUCACUUCAGUUACACCGUUCUUUUCUCUUUAAAGGCCUAAGCUCCCAACAGCAGCAAAAUGAUCCAAAUUAUAAACCAAAAUUCAUGCUUAAAGCUUUGCAAAUCUCUGCCUGGCCUAAGCAGCUUACCCAUGGGUGAUACAAUGUUCUUUGUAUUAUUGUGGUGUAACAUUAAAAACCCCCACUUUUAUACAAACUAACUCCACUUCUUCCAGGGGCCAGUUUUACAGAAUGCUUCAGCAGUUUUUAUUCCCUGGUGUUUUUUUUUUAAAUUCCCCCACCCAUUGGAAAAUUGGUCUCACUGCAUCAUUCCCAAGAAAUGAAAUAAUUAUAAUAAUGAAGUAUUGAACCCCCAAAUCUUAAACUGUUGGGAUUAGGCCAGUUUUGCAUAGAUUCUGCUUUCUGUGUUUAGUUGGUCUUGAUUUGUGUGUGCCAAUCAAGUUGUGGGGCUACUUACUCCAAAAGACAUGGCUAAGGUGACCGGUUAAGUGAGAACCCACAUCCUUUCCCUCGCGCUUCAGCUGGGAAGAGCUGCUUGCAGUGAUAAUGUCAUGGGAUAUGCACUGCAAGAUAUGAAGCAUUGUAAAGAACUUCAGCGUACAAGCAAAGUGACUGUAAAUAGAAAAAAGACCACCAUAAUCCAUGACUUCUUAUGUGCCACAAAGGAUCAGCUUUUUGAAUGCGCUCACUAUGCAGCUGCUAAUCCAUGGAAAGCUCUGUUUUUCUUUUCAAUCAUGAAUGUGCAAACUCUUGCAUCAAAAGCUGCUAUAUCCUAUUUGCUGCAACUGUGCUAAAUGUUACCGGCCUGGGGAAAAUAUACAUGUCUGGAACUUUCCCCAUUGACAAAUGUUGGGUUUCUUGAUCAUAUUUUGAAAUAUGUGUACUUUUACAUCUGUGUAUUCUUAGCAUGCUGCAUAAUUUCCAAAUGGGUUGGUUUUUUGGUUUUGUUUUGGUUGAUGCUCAAGGUCACUUAGUUUUCUGUCUUAAUCCCUUUAGAGUCAGUUACUCAAGAGAGACCAAUGUGUAUGUGUGUGUUUUUCUAUUUAUGCAAGACCAAAGUCAGAAAAUGUUAGGGCUCUUCCGAAUGAACAUUUCACACUGUUCAGUUUAGUGUUAAUAAUGCCCAUUCUUCCAAAGAGCCUGUCCUGUUUUGCAGAGCCUGCAACACAUAGAAAUAUGACUGCUGGAGUCAGUAAUAAAAUUCCCACUCACACUGGUAGAGAUGUGGCCCUGGUUAUAAUACAGUGCUGCCAAAAGCCAUGUUUGUCAGCUGAAACUAGUGCUCACAUGCACAGUUAAUUAUAUGCAUAGAUAGAGCGCACAUGCAGAUCUUUGGCAAAAUCAGUGUUAAUAUUUUACUGUGGCUGGAAGACAAUGCACCUUGUGUUCACUGGGGCUUUUCAGCCUCUCUCUUCCAGCAGUAACUCCCUGACACACCCUUAGCACCCCCCCCUUCCCGAAAUGCUGGUCCGAAAGGUGCAGGGACCAUGUGAAGUAGCAUCCCGUGGAGGCUGGACUGCUGCUGGAAGGGGAAGCCAACAUUAUCAACAUAAUCUGUGUGCACACAGAUGUACUUUAGACACACACUUUGAAUCCUGGGCUGUGUACUUUUUCCAUUGAGGAAUUUAAAAAUACCUUGCAUGAGUGAACUCAGAAGGUGGACAGUCUUUAAUCCCCAUAGAAAGGAAAGCAUCCUAUAGGAAUGUUUCCAUAUUGCUAAAUAUCAGCUAUGUAAAAGUCUUCAAGUAUUGCGUGAAAUGCGGGAUUUUCUGUAGAGCCAUUGCUUAUCCUAUCUCAAAGUGGCACGUACACGCUCAGUUCAGAGUGACGUGUGUGCUCUAUGCUUUCUAUGGAAAUGGAACCUGGACCACUAGAAAAAUGCAGGUUUUGGUCAGGUCCCAAUAUGCGAUGUGGUCAGACUCAAAUGUUUUGUCCCAUAACCACUGAGCUCCACACCGGGGCUGUAGCACUCUCACCCUUGAGUUGGGAAUUCUGGAAGGAAUGUAUUUGCUCCCAUUUAUAUGCUUUGAAACUUGCUUUCUGCCUUCUUCAUGUCCCCCUCAUCCCACCUUUCUCACUCCCCCAGUUGUGUACACUCCAGUUUGUGGUGGCUGUUUUUAAAUUAAUCAUUUACUGUGUGCUUAUUGAAAAAAGAGAUAGGUUGACCUGGUUCUGCUGGAGACUGUGCUGUAUUAUCAGUCAAUGAUGGGGGAGCCCUAACCUUCUGUGGCACAGCCCAAACAGUGGCAACCGGUUUAUAGCAUUUGCAAAAAAAGCUCUGAUGCGAAGAAGCUUAUACAUAUAUACACACACACACACACACACUCGAGGCCAAGAGUACAGAAAAGUUACCCACCCAAAGUAAAUCUAUUGCUAGCUGCCAGUAUUAAACCUGGGUGGAGCACUGUUAUGUAUAAAAAGACAGUAUCUAAUGAACACAUGGAAUCUGGUUUCAACUCUGCUUUUGGUUACUCGCCUGUGAAAAAUAAAGCCCCAAAUACCUGGGAUUAAUUUGGUGGUGG